Xenia sp. Carnegie-2017 is the source of this 2673-nucleotide messenger RNA. RefSeq names its product zinc finger protein 2 homolog. Gene Ontology annotation, molecular function: RNA polymerase II cis-regulatory region sequence-specific DNA binding; DNA-binding transcription factor activity, RNA polymerase II-specific. Lineage: Eukaryota; Metazoa; Cnidaria; Anthozoa; Malacalcyonacea; Xeniidae. Gene Ontology annotation, cellular component: nucleus. Bases 273 to 2528 code for a protein of 751 amino acids. Gene Ontology annotation, biological process: regulation of transcription by RNA polymerase II. The transcript has 3 exons. The record is from RefSeq and is a predicted model, not a curated record.
AUGCCGUUUUUUGCAUCUCGCUUUUAUUCGCCUUUUCUUGAGAGAAGGCUUUUCAUCAGAUCAGAAAAAAACUCCACUUAAAAGCAUUUGAAAGCCAUGUGACGGUCUAUCAAAGGCUGCCUGUCAAUUUGCGGGCACAAGGCAUGUUGUUGCAUGUUUCAUGAAGUAUUAGCAAAUCCUUAUGUCGACAUUUUGUAUUUUUAUUCCUCGCUUUCCGUUUGCCUUGUGUACUUUCCUAUCUCAAGGAAUCUUAUAUAUAACUUUGUUUUAAUAUGGAAGAAAUUCCAGUGGAGUAUAAUAUCAUUAUCGAAGCAUUGAAUUCCGCUAUUCAAAACCAACAGCAGUCGGAAGAAAGAGGAAAUGUGAACAAUUUUGAAUUUGUAGUUAUAAAUGGCGAAGAGCAAAAUGAAGGUUCGGUGGUUUCUAGUGAAGAAAGAGUUCAAUCUACUGUUGCUGGACAAACAGAGAAUAAUCACAUCACCAUUGAGUCCAUUCCUUGUGAGAAUUCCGAACCUACUCCUGAUGUGCUGGUGACUAGUGCUAAUAAUGUUGGAACAGUUCAAGUAGGACAAGCAAUUCUUUCGAAGGAGAAAAAUGCUGCAAGUUUAACAAAUCAUGAAAAAACACUUCAAUUGAGUGAGGAUCAUGGUAGUGGAUGUGCUCAACCAAGAUUCAAUGACCUGGAAACCUUAUUGGCUCAUGAAAUCACUCACUCAGGCGAGAAAGGCAUGCAUAAUAAUGAGGAAUUUCAAAGCAUGGAAGGCAUGAGUAUUGAAGCAACUGUACAUUGUGAUAAAAGUAGCUUGGAUAUCUCAACAACAGUUAUCAGCGGUAGUGUGGGCAAAGCCUUGAAGUGUCAAGUUUGCGGGGAAGAGUUUGAGAAACAGACAAAACUAAAGAAACAUUUAAAGUCACAUGGUGUUAAUUUGAUAAAAUAUCAGUGCGAUGUCUGUGAGAAAUUCUUUAAUGUGGAAAGUGCUCUUAUUGUUCACAAGAGAAAACAUACCGGAGAAAAACCACACACUUGCGAUCAAUGUGGCAGGAUGUUCUCACAAAUUGGAAACUUAAAUCGUCAUAAAAUAACUCACACAGACUAUAAACCAUAUCAAUGUGAGACCUGUGAGAAACGUUUUAAUCGACUUGAUCUUUUGAAAGCUCACAAGAAAAUCCAUGCAAUGAGAGAGAAUGGUUUUCCUUGUAAUUUUUGUACAGAGGUAUUUUCCCUCAUGCAGGAUUUAAAAUCCCAUAAAAAGUCAGCACAUCCCGUUCUUCGCUGCAAAUCCUGCAAGUCAAAAUUCUAUGAUCCAGUUCAGUUUGAGAAACAUAUGAAAGCUCAUCGCCGAGACCAUCCAUACAAAUGUAACAUAUGUGAAAUGUGUUAUGCUGACGCAGCUAGUCUUGUUAGUCACAUCGAGGCUCAUGUAAAAAAAGAACUUGUAUGUGAAAUCUGUGGUAAAGUAUUUGAUAAGUUAGGCUCCAUGAAGCAACAUAUGAGGAAACAUACAGGGGAAAGACCGUUCGUUUGCGAUAUUUGUGGAAUGAGCUUCAGUCAAAUUGGCAAUAUGCGUCGUCAUAGAGACAAUCAUUCGGACGAGAGACCUCUUAAAUGUUCAUUUUGUCCAAAGACGUUCAAAAGAAAGGAUUUGAUGAAAACUCACGAAAAAGUUCAUUUGCCAAAAAAUUUACGUCAUAAAAAACUGGAUAAAUCUGAUUCUUCAGCCAGUAAGGUAAACAGUGUCUCUUGCUCAGAUAUCAAUGUAGUCACUAGCAAUUCAACUGGCCAGAAUCUUCCACCCUCUGAUGUGGAGGCAACAAGUGUAACAGCUCAAAGUACCCUAGCUCCAAUGCUGAUACAAACUGAAGAAAAUAACGAGCAGAAUAAUAUGAACUCAAGCAAUGAAGAAUGCCAACCGAUGAUUGAAGGUACAAAUUCUUCGAGUUGUGUCGGUGGAGAAAAUCCAAUUUUUGUCGUGCUUGAAGGUGGUAAUGGGAAUCAUCAAGCAAGUCUAAGUGAAGUUGUUAGUAUUGAGGAAAAGGAAAAUACUCAAUCUCAGGAAGAUCUGAUGAUUGUAGGAAACAACAAUCAUGCUCAUAAUGAACAAAGAAGUCAAGAUUUUCAUAUACAAAUUCACCAUUCAAAUAACGGAGAAAACUGUCACAGUACAGAUGCAUUGACUGAACAUAUAAGAAUACACGAAGGUUCAGCAAGUCUGUCUUCAAACACCAAUCCAAGGAACUGUACUUCUAAAACAACUGUUUUGAAAAAGCAACAUGUUUGUGAUGUUUGUAACAGACAAUUUCAACAACAGAGUGCUUUAAUAAUUCAUAAAAGAACCCAUACAGGCGAAAGACCGUACGCUUGCGAUCAAUGUGAUUUAAAGUUUGCUCAACGUGGAAAUUUGAUUCGUCAUCAACGUAAACAUACAGGAGUGAAACCGUUCAAAUGUCAGAAAUGCGAUAAAUGUUUUCAUCGAAAAGAUUUUUUGAAACUCCACGAACUUAAAUGUUCUGCUGUUUUACAAUCAUAAUGAAGUAAUUAUUUGUGUUACAAUUUUUAAUAUAACACUUGCUUUCGUGGAAUGUUUGUAAUAAUUCUUAAUCCUUGCUAAGGACUGUGUAAUAGAUUGACUUCAAUUUUUUUUUAAAAAAAUUAAAAAUAUUGGUAUUGGCAGU